Messenger RNA from Mollisia scopiformis, 408 nucleotides. RefSeq lists its product as uncharacterized. The coding region runs from base 1 to 408 and encodes 135 amino acids. NCBI's taxonomy places the organism in Eukaryota, Fungi, Ascomycota, Leotiomycetes, Helotiales, Mollisiaceae. The record is from RefSeq and is a predicted model, not a curated record. The transcript has 2 exons.
AUGACGCUCAUGGAAAAGAUCAUCCACAAGGUGGAACAGAAGAUUGAGAACAAGAGCCGCAAUCCAAAUGGAAACGCGGCAUUUGGACAAGGCUAUGGCGGCCCACAACAGCAACAAGAUCUCUUCAUGGGAGGCGGUGGAGGUGGAGGACAUCAUCAACAGCAAGGAAACCAUCAUCACGGCGGACAUCAUCAAGGCGGAGGUUUUGGAGGACCUGGCGGCCCAGGAGGGUUUAAUGGUGAUCAGCAGGGAGGCUUUGGGGGUCAACAAGGAGGCUUCGGCGGUCCCCAAGGCGGGUUUGGAGGACAAAGUGGACCAGAAGGACAUCACGGCGGACCAGGUGGCGGAGGAUUUGGUGGUCCAGGCGGGCCAGGAGGUCCGCAGGGUGGACCUGGAGGCAGGUGGUAA